AAUAAACUGCAGUAGAAAAGCUCCACCUCAAAAGCAGCAACAAUGUUUGCCACACUGAAAAACAAAAUCAAGGAGGAAACUGGCGAGGAUGUGGUCCACUCGGCCAGCCAGCGUUAUCCCAGCAACAACAACAACAACUACCGGCUACGUAGCCGCCGCGUGAGCAUUAAUUCCAACUCGGCUGAUGAUGUGGGCGGUGGCGUAUUCUACAAUGAGUCGGAACAACUGUGCCAGCUGCGUAGUCAAUGUAACGAGCUCACCACCAAGCUGUCCACCGUCACGCAGGGAUUGCAGCAGUUGCAGGAGGAGAAGACGCGCGUGGACAAGACCAACGAGAUCCUGCUGGAGAGCGUGCGGGUGGCCCAGACGCAGAAGGACAUGUACUGCGAGGAGCAGGAGAAGAUCCAGAAUCUGCAGCAGAUCGAGAUUGACAAGCUGAAGAACCUGCUCAGCUUCCGGGAGCAGGAGUCGGUGGAUCGCAUGGGCCACAUGCGCCAGCAGAGCCAGCAAAUCGAGUCCCUGAGCGAGGAGCUGGAGCGCCUGCGUCCCAUCGAAUCCGUGGCCGAAGAUCUGCGUGACGAACUGGAGCAGUUGCGGCACUCCACGCAGCAGGAGAAGAACCUGCUGACCACCACACUGGCGGCGGUGCAGGAGGAGAACCGGCACCUGAAGAAGCGCAUGAAGAUCGUGGAGGAGUCGCGCCUGGAGUCACUGGGCAAGCUGAACUCGGAGCAGCAAGUGCAGGCCCUCAUCCGGGAACACAAGCUGCUGGAGCAGCACCUGGAAGAGGCCCAUCUGCAGCUGUCGGACAUCAAGGGAUCCUGGAGUGGCCAGAACCUGGCGCUCGAAACGCAAGUCAGUCGAUUAUCAAAGCAAGUGGCUGAGGAAACUACCGAGAAGCGAAAGGCCCUCAAAUCCCGCGAUGAUGCCAUCGAAAGCCGCAAGCAGGUCUCGUUCGAACUGGAGAAGGCCAAGGAUGAAGUCAAGCAGCGGGACGACAAGGUCAAGCUGCUGGAGGAGGAAAUCGACGAGCUGAGUGUGGCACUAAAAGAAUGCCGAGAGGAGAACGAGCAGCAGAUCCUCUUUGAGCGCAACAAAUCUCAAAAUCUGGAAGCAGAGGUAAAAGAUCUCAAGACUCGUCUCACGGCGGCCGAUGACCGGUUCACCGAGUACGCCUCGAAUGCCGAGCAGGUGGCCCAAAAGCUGCGCACCCAAGCGACUGACAGGCAGGAGCAGCUGGACGAAACCAUCAUGCAGCUGGAAAUCGAGCGAGAGGAGAAAAUGACUGCAAUACUUCGCAAUGCGGAGAUCGCCCAGAGCGAGGACAUUUUACGGCAGCAGUUGCGCUUGGAGCGCAGCGAAGCCACCGAUCUACAGGAUAGGAAUAAUCAACUGGAGAGGGAUAUAACUGAGGCACGACAAACGCUGCAACAGGUCAGCAGCACAGCCCAAGAUAAUGCUCAAAAGUUGACCGAGUUCGAGGGAGUUCAGUUGGAAAUAAUCGAGAAAAAUAAGACAAUAAAAACCUUGAAUCAGCGAUUGGUUGACCUGAAGAAAACAGUGCAAAAGGAAUUCCGUAGUGCGCAGAUAUCCACGGAUACCGAAUCUCAUCCGACAACGAUCCCUGGCCACAGAAUCUCAAGCUCAUCGCCGGAGGCAUUUACAUCCGGCGACAAGGGCAAUUGCAUCAUAAUGGAUGAGGUUAACUUUCAAUAUUUGAAACAUGUCAUCGUGAAGUUCUUGACCAGCCGCGAGGUGGAAGCACGUCAUCUGGUCCGUGCCGUUUCCACUUUACUCCAACUGACAUCGGAGGAGGAAAAGCUGCUGCAUGACACUCUGAAUUGGAAAAUGAGCUGGUUCGGCAUGAAACCAACUUAAAAAUACCCAGUGCAAUAAAUCAUAUUUGUAUUCUAGUCUGUAGUCAAUUCAUAACGUUCGUGUAUAUGUACAUACCAAUUACAUACGCAGCACUGUGUUAUUUUGUUUACCGACAACAUUCCAUUUUGUUAAAUAGUAUUUAUUUCUACCGUUGUGAUUUUUAUAAUAAACUACCAUUUAUGUAGA
Drosophila takahashii is the source of this 2064-nucleotide messenger RNA. It is a transcript of the gene Golgin97, whose product is annotated as Golgin 97. The record is from RefSeq and is a predicted model, not a curated record. Lineage: Eukaryota; Metazoa; Arthropoda; Insecta; Diptera; Drosophilidae. Gene Ontology annotation, cellular component: Golgi apparatus.